AUACGGCAGGCAGAAAAGUGAACCAUCUGGAAGAAGAAAUGCUUGCUGCUCAAAGCCUUGAUGGAACCAAAGAUUUGCCAAAAGACCCCAAUUUCCCAUUACACAGCUCUAUUGAGAUGAGUGGUGAUGAAGUCAAUGAUACAAGAAUUCUAUCUGGUCGGCAUUCUUCUGGUAAAGAGACUUCAGAGCUGAAUGAGAUGUUGACCUCGAGCUUGUUGGAAGAUGACAUGCCUGAGGGAAUGUUUGAUUUGCCUGAGGGAAUGUUUGAUAUGUUUGAGGAAACUGAGGAAAAGUAUGAAACAGUAACGGAAGAUUCCCCUACACCAGACCCAGCAUCCGUGUUGGGCGCAGAUCUGUUGUCUCUGUACAAGGAAGGAUGUUGCUCUGACAUAACUCUUUAUGCUGAGAACAAAGGUUUUCAAGCACACAGGGCCAUCCUGUGUGCUCGCUCCAGUUAUUUUGCUGCAAUGCUGAGCGGCAAUUGGGCAGAAAGCUUUCAGGAGGACAUCACGCUGACUGGUGUAAGCCAUUUGGAGAUGGACAUUAUGAUGAACUAUUUAUACGGGGCCCUUUUAGACUUACCGAAAAAAGCUGUUCCUUGUUCUAUCCUGCUGUUAGCAGAUAUGUACAAUUUAGAUGGACUAAAAGAAGUGGUUUUACAUGUUCUGAAGAGGGAUUACUGCAAGUUUUUCCACAAGCCUGUUGCAGGAUUGCGGCAGUCUGUUCCUGAGUGCCUGCAAAUAGCUCAUUCAGCUGGAAUAGAUGGUCUUCGUGCUUCCUGUAUGAGAUGGAUUACCAAAUAUUUUGUGAAGUGUUGGUCUGGAAAAAGCUUUGUUGGUCUUCCAGCAGAACUGCAGAGAGCCUGUUUGACAUCUUUAGUCCAAACUAUAAGUGUAGAGAAUGUGGUUCUACUGUUAAUGGAAAGCCAACGCCUAUUAUGGAACCUUCCUGAGGUGAAAUGGACAGAGCAAACCAUUGCUUUGACAAAGGAACUGCAAGAUGAAUGCGUUAAAUUUAUUGUGCUGCACUUCCUCAAGACAGUAAGAAGCGAGAGCCUUCUUCCUUUAUUGAAGGAGCAGAGGAUGAGCAGGAGACCAUAUCUGGUGGAAAGGAUUUUUGCAGCUAUUGAACAAAACAUCUCGGUAACAGAUGGCUGCUUGCAAUUUAUAGCUGCAGACCUACUGAAUAGCCAGGUGGCUUAUAAAGAGGUGGGUUUUGCUUGUGAGACCCAGGCCCUCUAUGAUAAGCUUUGGACAUUUCUGGUUCAGUCUUUCUACGCCGUCCGUCACACACAAGGCUGGAAACUGAUGAAGCUGAAAGAUCAGGAGCAAAUCCAAGCAGCUGCUCUUGACAAGGGAGAUGAUAGAAAACUUGGCAGAAAACCAACCUUGACUAGUUCGCAGCAAAAAAAAGGUUCUUUGAGUAAUUCUACAUUAGAAGUGACAGAAAAAGUGUGUAGAGAGGGGAAGCCUGCACGAUUGCCAAAUACAUCCGUGUUCAGAAGUCAACUAUCUGGUAUUUCCAAAAUGAAGUCCGAAAGUUUGGGAGCAUCGGUCCAUUCACCUAUUGGUGCUCGCAGUACAACAAGCUCUGCAAAGAAAGUCGAAGCAAAAGGAAAGGACAAGGAAGUUACAAAAGCAAGUGAUAAAACAUUAAAAAAUGGGAAAGCCGGUGAAAAGAGCAGCUGUGCAAAGUUAAACACUGUCACAAAAACACGAGUGGAGACUAAGACAAAAAGUGAAAGCUCCAUCAGUAAAAUAAAAGGACGCAGUGACACUCCAUCCUCAAAUUUGCGGGCCGGUUCAACACCUGUAAGUAAAGGGGUCAACGGACAGGCUGGACAUUUAAGUUUGGGUGCACGCCCCAAAGUACCUCACAAUUUGCCCAACGUACACACAAAAUCAGGAAAGCUGCUGAAAAAACCUGUUCGACCAGAAACCUCACAGACGGAUAAAAAUGAGACCAUGUCUAACUCUGACAAGUUGGAACCGGAAAGCAAGGAUGCGGGUGCCAGUACAUGUCAGAAUAGUAAUGGAUUGCAAGACAAGAAGAUAGUGGGUGAAAAGAAAAUUGCUGACAAGAAAACGUCCUCUGAUGAUAGUCCAAUUGGAAGUCCUGCCCGGAAGACUGUAAAGGCCUCAGCGAGUAGACCAGCAAGUGUUACCAAAGCAACAAAGUCAGCUUCAUUAAAGUCCAGCAAGCCUGUAACUAGCAGUGCACCAAAUAAACAGAAGAUACAGAGUCGAGAUGAAGGAAUGUCACAUGUGAAGAAAACCUGGAAUAGCAGCAACAACACCGCAACUCAACAAAGAGCAAAGAGCUCAGCAGGAACAUCAGUCAGAACCAAAGAUCCAAAGGGAGUUGCAGUGUGUUCAGAAAAGAUGGGUCCAAAUUCAGGCCAGAACGAUGCAUUAAAGCAAACUCCAAAAGCUACGAGUUCUGAAAAAGCAGUCGUCACCGAAACACUUGUAAAAACUAACACGAAACAAGUCAAAACAACUGCUCACACUGCAACAAAACCAAUUACGAAGAGAUUGACACAAACUGGCCCUGCUAGUCCAAAGACAGCUGUGAGCUCAAGUAAGGUUGCACUGAAAGAGAAAAAUGUCUCGAUGCCCAGUGUAAGAAAACCUAAAUUGCUUACAUCUACUAAAAAAUCAUCAUCUGGUGUGAAACGUCCUACCUCCAAAUGCCCUCCUGACAAGGCAUCUCCGAAUGAUUCAAGUCAUGAUGUGAAAAGUGCAGCAGAGGCUGAUAAUGAAGCUGGUUCUGUUGAGGAAAACCAUCAAAUGAGCACAGUCUGUCAGUUGGAACAUUUACUGAAUGCAGAGGUACCGAUGAGUGCAGCGCAGAACACGAAUGUGUUCAGUGAAGGAGAGAGCAAUGUUGGGUGUCUACCUUCAUAUCAAAUAACGGACACACGUAGUCCCUCUGUGAAGGGGAAUGGUUACAUGCCCGAACCAUCCCAGACAACUCUGAUUGCUCAAGAAAUGUUAGUAACAAGUAAUACAGAAGAUGGUGAAAAGUCUGGAAUAUUGUGGGCUUCUGAAGACAUUGCAAAACCAUGUGUAAAGUCAAAUCUAUGUGCAACUCAAGACCAACCUGCAAUCACAACACAAAAAGGGUUUGCAAAUGGCAGAAUCGACUUUGCUCAUGAAAUAAAGCCGCAAGUUUUUAAUGAAUGUGACAAAACAACUGAAGGUCAGCUCGGAAAAGGAGAGGUUUGUGCUGAAGACAGUAAAACUGGACUCCUUUCAGAUGGCAUAAAUGGCUCGCAGGCUCUUGUAACAAAAGUAAAUGACAAUUUAUCUGGACUAAAAAUGACAGAUGUAAGUAUACCAUCUCAUUCGUUUGAGCUAACCAGUGGCGCUGUGGAAGUCAUUGUUGAAGUGCAGCAUGAAUCGGCCAUGAAAUCUAGUUUAAACCAAGGGGAAGAGCAGGUUGUGUCAGAUUCACCAAAAGAAAUGAACACCGAAGAGAUCCCAGAAAGAGAGGAUUCAGACAUUCCCAUAGCGGAAUCUUGGAAUUUAACUGCAGAAACCUCUCCAGCUUCAGAUAACUCUUGCCCAAAGCAAAGCCCGGAUACAGACACUGGGAGUGCAACAACUUCAUCUGAUGAUAUCAAACCUAACUCCGAGGACUAUGAUGCUGGUGGUUCACAAGAUGAUGAUGGGUCGAAUGAGCGAGGGGUUUCCAAGUGCAGCACAGUGAUAUGCCAUGAUUUUCUGGGGAGAAGCAGCAGUGACACAAGUACACCAGAGGAACUCAAGGAGUAUGACAGCGGAUUAAAAGUAGAAGUCAAAUUGAAAGAUAAGGAAGACACUCGUGGUCCGACCCGAGGUAUUCGUACGAAAGAUACUGUAACUAAUUGCCCUAUUGACGUCUCUUAUCAAGAGCAUGCAGAGACCGAGGAAGGUGAUCUGGAGGAGACUGCACCAACCAGCGUUGGGAAAGUCGAUGCUGUCUCAGACGUCUUGUCUUCUUGUGAAGUGACUGAAGAAGACAAGUCGGAAGCUGAGAAUCCAGAGGAAAUCUUUCCUCCUCCUGUUCCUCCUCCACCUCCCCCUGACCAGGGCUUUUACCACUUUCAGGGUAUUGAUAACUUGGCUUUUGAAGACAUAACGGAAAAUGAGACGGAGGUUACGAACUUUACCUCGGCUGCAAAUUUCAAGCGUUCCGUUUUACUCUCGGUGGAUGAGUGUGAGGAAUUAGGUUCUGACGAGGCAGAGGCUGAAACUCCCCCGGCAUGUUCUCUAGAUUCUCUGACUCCCUCUGAUGUAUUUGAUGGCACUGCCCAUGAUGGUAGUCACCAACUUCAUGGCAAAACAUAUUAUUCCCGGUAUUCACUAGAAAUUGAAGAUGAAUUUCUGGACUAUGAUCAGCAAGACCAGAAGAAGAAUAAAGACAAGUUGGGAAUGCCCAGUACUGAACUUGCUGCAGAUGGUACAAGUAGGGAAGGUAAAGAUGCACCACUGGUUACUCCAACAAAAUUAGAACAAGCUAAGACAGUCCAUAGCGCCCCAGCCAGUCAUGAUCUGCCUGCUCAAUCACUCUGUGCAGGUGAAAAUCAGCUUGUAGACAAAGACCAGAUGGUACCAAUCGUGCUAGAAAGCCAGUGCAAGAAUAUAAUCUACAGCCAAACACCUGGAGGUGACGGUAGACCUCAGGAAAGACCCUGCCAUUUACAGCUCAGUCAAGUAGAACAUGCUUCCAUUGGACACAGUGGCAGCAUUGCAGAAGACGACCCUGAUUCAAGUGAGCAUUUAGUUGACAUGGAAAAAGGGCAUGUGCAAGGGUACUCCCCAGCAUCAAGUGAUCAAACUAAUAAUGCUUUGCCAACAGGAGACUUAGCUGACUGUGACAGAUCACAAAGCUACGUGUAUGAUCGCCGUCCUUCAAAAACACUGUCUCCCAUAUACGAGAUGGAAAUUACAGAAGACAUGGAGCAGAAGUCUGAAGUGGAAAUGAACCAUUCGCAACAGGAAGAAAAUAAGUACUUUGCAGAAAGAGACUGGACUCUUAAACAGCUCCUCGGUGAUCAAGACCCAAAUUAUGGGGUUAUUAACUCUGUACCCGAAGACGUCAACCUAGCUCAGUACCUGAUCAACCAAACCCUUUUCCUUUCCAGAGAUGCUCCUAAAGUUCAAGGUAAAAUUGCUGUUGACAAAGAGGCACUCGGUAAAUGGACUGAGCUCCUGUCUCCUUCGGAGGACUCUACAGCUAGCAUUACAGUGACAAGUUUUUCCCCAGAAGAUUCAGUGUCUCCUCAAGGAGAAUGGACGAUUGUAGAACUGGAAACACAUCACUAGCAGAGCCUCUGAAUUGUGUACAUACGAGUGAUUUUUAAAUUGCUGAACUUUCUGUAGCUCGCCUUUAAGAUUCAAAAACAUUAGUAUAUAAUUGAAUGCAGCAGUACAUAACAGAAAUACAGAGGAAUAAAUUAACCUGUGUUAUAGAACUGUCACUAGGUUACUUUUGUAAAUUAGUCGCUUUUGUGUGUAAAAUAGGACAACCUUUACGUAUGUACACUUGUUGGAAUUCAGUUUUUGUCUUGAACGGUUUUCCAUGUAGAAAAACCUUGUAAAGUAAUGAUUUGUUCAAGUGGACAUCUUCUUUAAUGCCUGGAAUAAGAAGAAACCUUAUUUGCAUUGUCAGUGUAAAUUUGUGAUGCUUGUCAAUGCUUAAAAGUGAUGAAUAAGAAUUUCUUGGUACAAUAUGUGACCAAACUUGACUUUUUCAAAAACAUUUCUUAAUUGGGUAAUGAUGAAGGAUACAAAAAUUCUCCCCAUUUUCUUGCAGCCGUUUAUUGCACAGAGUUCAUUUUGGAACCUGGGGCACUGUAAUGAUUUGUAGGGAUCUUGAGAUUUUUAAAUCAGCAGCAUCAGUAUUUAUUUGCUUAAUUCCCUUUGACAAAAGUGGAAAGGGGGCAUUUAAUGACCUGUUGCAAUUUGUCAUUUUUUUUGUGAAAAGUGAGAACCUUUACACCAUAUUUACCACAGCCUUGCUAAUUGGACAGAAAAAUACAAUCCAAAGUUUACAAGAACUACACGUUUAAAAAAAAUCUGCACCAUAGAUUUCCUACUAACUUUAUUUGGGAACUUGCUCUAAAUACGACUGGUUAAUUUCUAUUUGAGGUAAUCUGCACGUGUACAAUUUGAUCAUAACUUUUAUGUUGCUUUAUGCUUUUUGACAAAGAAUUACAUGGCAAAAGGGAUUUAGGAUAAUGUCCUCUCACCCAGGGAUUAGACUGUAUCCAAUUUGGCAAAAUAAAUGAAAAUUGAACCUUUUGCUUUAUGGCUAUGAAGGAUUAACUGAAGUGAGAUACAAAAAUACCCACUCCACAACAUGAAAUGUCACUCAAAUGGGGUUUAUUUGGCACUAAUUCAAUACAGAAGAAGAUUGAAUUACUAGAGUAAAAUAGCUUUAUCGGAACAAUGUGUGACUAGACUGGUCCUGAAGUAUUCAUAGUUUGAAGUUAGGAAGCUUUCCCAUUACACCAUUGCCAUUACUCCUGGCUUUGAAGAGCUCACACAGAAAUACUGUAAUUUUAGAUCCAAUUUAAACCCAAAAGGCAUGUCGCUGUUUAAAAAUAAAACUUAAACUACAUGUGCGUGCUGGUAAUUGAAGGAAGACAGAGACUUGUUAAUGAGCGAAAAGGCCAUUCAGCAAAUUUGAUUUUAAAAUUGCAGCUUUUAUACAGUGGAAGAUUUUUAUUCUGAAUACGCUACCUCAUGGACUGUGCCUGUUAGAAAAAGGAAGCCCGUUCUGGGGAACAAAUGUAAUGGUAGGUUUGCUGGAUGUAGAUUUUUAACCUUACAGUCAUUGUUCAAUAGUUAUGGUUACAACAUGGAAUGCAUUGCAUGCUUUCACUGUGAAAACUAUUUUCUUUUUCAUUUGCU
Messenger RNA from Callorhinchus milii (elephant shark), 6899 nucleotides. It is a transcript of the gene btbd8, whose product is annotated as BTB domain containing 8. The record is from RefSeq and is a predicted model, not a curated record. Lineage: Eukaryota; Metazoa; Chordata; Chondrichthyes; Chimaeriformes; Callorhinchidae. Gene Ontology annotation, molecular function: protein binding.